CUAUGACAACACUGCAUAGCAACCACUUUUGUUGUCAUGAGCGUCCGCACAUGAAGGGCCUUGGUUAGCCGCAACCGUUAGCUAGCAAGUAGUUUAAAACAGCAGCUAAAGAAACCGUUGAAGUAGUUUAUUUACAUAAAACAAUGGACUUCAAUACAUUAUACUAUUCCUGGGAGCUCGUUGCCGGAAGUGGACAGACUUUAAGUCUUGAACAGAGGGUCGCUCUGCAGACAUCUCUGGUCAUCCUGCAGAAGAACUACAAAUUCAGUCGAGUCCUGUUUUGGGGGAAGAUACUGGGCAUAAAGGAGGAUUAUUUCAUCGCUCAGGGGAGGGGAGAAGAUGAGAUGCAGGACAAAAAGAACCUCUACAGCCUCAACUGCAUAGACUGGUUCCUGCUCCCCACCACGACAGACUCCAUGAUCCAGGAAGUGUCCACAGCUGCGAAGGGUCGAUUCAUAGGAGAUCCCUCGCAUAUGUACGAGCAUGUUGAGCUCCGCAGGCAAGGAGAGAGUGAUGAGGAAACGGUGGUGAUCAAAGUCAGAGAGGAGAGCAGGCUGGCAGUGACGGUACAACAGAUCGAUGAGGAAGUGUCUGUGGUACCACGUGGCGCGUUCAUCAAGAGUUCACAUGGACUUGUCAAGAUCAACCGCAGCUUUGGUGGGCUGUCUGACUCAGAGGCAAUGAAGCUUGACAACUACCUUCACUUCAGUGAACCAAAGAAUCUGAAGAAGAGAUCCAUCCUGGAAAAGGGCGACUUGAACCCAGCCAUCGACUUCCUGGAUGUAUUGACUGACGACAUUCCUAAAGGGUCAUGGAGUCUUCAGCGUGAAUGUGCCGGCAGAGUGUGCGUGCUUCGCAGCCUGUUUUGGCUGGGCCUGACCUCCUACCAUGUGCCAAUGACGCCACAGCACGGUUACAUCUACAUCGGGGAUGGGACCAAGAAUCUAGACCUUCCUUUCAUGCUAUGAAAAGCGACAUCUUACACUCCUUUCACUCAACAAAUUCUUAUUUCUUCUUUAACCACAUUAAACUUCAAAAUGUAUUAAAUGCAAACAUUCUGCUGGACUUCACGUUUGUCUUAUCUUAAAACAAAUAAACUAAAGAGGUCCAGUCA
Messenger RNA from Acanthopagrus latus (yellowfin seabream), 1114 nucleotides. It is a transcript of the gene rsph9, whose product is annotated as radial spoke head component 9. Gene Ontology annotation, biological process: axoneme assembly; cilium movement involved in cell motility; motile cilium assembly. Bases 144 to 968 code for a protein of 274 amino acids. The transcript has 5 exons. Gene Ontology annotation, cellular component: axoneme; radial spoke. The record is from RefSeq and is a predicted model, not a curated record. Lineage: Eukaryota; Metazoa; Chordata; Actinopteri; Spariformes; Sparidae.